Thunnus maccoyii (southern bluefin tuna) is the source of this 1746-nucleotide messenger RNA. RefSeq names its product prohibitin (gene phb1). The coding region runs from base 116 to 931 and encodes 271 amino acids. Lineage: Eukaryota; Metazoa; Chordata; Actinopteri; Scombriformes; Scombridae. Gene Ontology annotation, biological process: mitochondrion organization. The record is from RefSeq and is a predicted model, not a curated record. The transcript is spliced from 7 exons. Gene Ontology annotation, cellular component: mitochondrion; membrane.
UCAGAAGCUACGUUGCUACGAGCUUUGCGCAGGCGCAGUAGAGCAGAAAUUUCAUGUGUUGUACGUCGUGUCCGGUGGAGGUCACAGACAUCUGAGGAAAACUGAGAUUGCUGUCAUGGCCAAGUUGUUUGAGUCUAUUGGAAAGUUGGGGCUGGCCCUAGCCGUCGGUGGAGGUGUUGUGAACUCUGCCCUUUUCAAUGUUGAUGCAGGGCACCGGGCGGUGAUAUUUGACAGGUUCCGAGGAGUGCAAGAUGCUGUUGUUGGAGAGGGAACCCACUUCCUCAUUCCCUGGGUUCAGAAACCUAUUAUCUUUGAUUGCCGCUCCCGUCCACGCAAUGUGCCUGUCAUCACAGGCAGCAAAGAUUUGCAGAAUGUAAACAUCACAUUACGUAUCCUCUUUCGGCCGGUGACCAACCAGCUCCCACGAAUCUUCACCAGUAUUGGGGAGGACUAUGAUGAAAGGGUGCUACCAUCCAUCACCACAGAGGUCUUGAAAGCUGUGGUGGCUCGGUUUGAUGCUGGUGAGCUCAUCACCCAGAGAGAGCUUGUGUCUCGGCAGGUCAGUGAGGACCUCACAGAAAGAGCCUCCACCUUUGGCCUCAUCCUGGAUGACGUUUCCCUGACACACUUGACCUUUGGCAAGGAAUUUACAGAGGCUGUUGAGAUGAAGCAGGUGGCUCAGCAGGAGGCCGAGAGGGCCCGAUUCGUUGUAGAAAAGGCAGAGCAACAGAAGCAGGCUGCCAUCAUCUCUGCAGAGGGAGAUUCCCAGGCUGCCUUGCUAAUCGCCAACUCUCUCAUGGAAGCUGGUGAUGGUCUGGUAGAGUUACGUAAGCUGGAGGCAGCUGAGGAAAUCGCUUUCCAGCUCUCCCGCUCCCGCAACGUAACUUACCUGCCCUCAGGACAGGGCACAUUGCUCCAGUUGCCCCAGUGAUAGCAUCUCACGUCCACCCCACUCUCACUGUCACCGCCAGCCAUUACAUGGGCCACGGAAGGGGUGUUUUGAAAGAUUCAAUAUAGAAACUCUCCCAGCCUCACACAUUCCUCCCACUCUUUCUCUAACCAAAUCCGGACUGGUCUCUGCUGAUAGCAGCAUUAUGGGAGACAGAGUGAGAGGUCUGCAGUGGAUACAACUAUGAAGUCUACCCAUGUGUAAGGAAGUGGAGGGGUUAAUGGCUCCAUUUAUGGUAUAUCUAUAGUACUUUUGUUUUGGAAAGAAUUGACAAUGCAGUAAAUUCUCUUAAGAUUAACCUUUACCACAUUGUCUCAGAUUCAGAGCACUACAUGUGUGGAAAGCAACAGAAUCAUAUUUACAUCAAGAAAAACUGUGAUUCCUUUAAAAGAUAAGAUUAUAAAUUGAGAAUGAUGUCAUUGCUCUGCUAUUGUUGUGCCGGACAGUUUCAUUAAAAUGUUAUUCAAAUGUGUAAUGAAAAGCUGUCCUUUGGAUUCACUCUUGAAGACAUGACUGACUACAGAAGGCUGAUUCAUUUGAUUUAAAUUCUCUUUGCGUGCUCAGACUUGCUAGAGAGUUUAUCUUGCUGGAAUAUAUCUGCUUUGUAGCAAAUGAUACCUUCAUGAAUAUUAUUGCCGCCACCAAUCAAUUGGAAUUCAAUGUGCCUGUCGGAUAGUAGAGGAUGAUCAUCAUUCUUUACAGUUGUCGCUGUGUGUUUAGUUUGUGUGGAGAACAUGUAAGCCCCAUUUCAGAAAUGGAUCAACUCAAUAAUAAAAUUGUCUUUCUACCUCCCAGUG